Messenger RNA from Chrysemys picta bellii (western painted turtle), 1374 nucleotides. NCBI's taxonomy places the organism in Eukaryota, Metazoa, Chordata, Testudines, Emydidae. The record is from RefSeq and is a predicted model, not a curated record.
AUGACGUGUGUCUUUAGCCAGACCUCGGAGGAACACGUCUCUCAGGUGCAGAGGGGGCUCGGCUGCCUGAAGGAGGCAGGACUGACGGUAAAAGCCGAAAAGUGCAAGGUGGAGAUGAUCCGAGAUUGGCCCAUUCCCCAGACCAAGAAACAAGUCCAGGCCUUUAUCAGGAUGCCACGGUUCUCGCUGCCACGCUGGCACCUUCUCCGGGCAAGGAGAGCGCUGGCUCCUCUCCCCCCUCAUGCCCUGGGGGGGCUGCAGGUCCUGCCGGGACUUCCCCAGUGCCGGGGUGCGUGGCACCCCCUGGGCCAGCAGCCUGCUCUGGGCGCUCGGCGGGCAGCCUGGGCAUGGCCAUCGGGCUCCGAGCCCAGACCCUCCUCCUCGGGGCUCAAGCCCCCAGGCCAGGCGGCUGCUUCUCUCCAGCCCCCCGGGGCGGGGGCCCCAGUCCCGGAGCUGCUCGGGCCGGGGGGGCCGUGCCAGGCAGGGCACCAGGGCACCAGGGCACCGGGGCGCGUGGCUCUGCCACCUGCUGCCCCCAGCCCCGGGCAGCCUGGCCGCGCCCUGCCCGGCGUGUCCGUCCCCGCGGGGCUGGCCCGGCCCGCGUGUCCGGCCCCCGAGGGGCGGGCGCUGUCCCCGGGCACGGGCAGCUCCGCCGGACUCCGCCCGCAGCACCCAUGGCCGCCGCCUGCGCCCCCAAGCCUCGGCCGGAGCCUGGCGAGCCCGGACCCGCCCCACGGCCCCGGCUACGCCGGUUACUGCCCUCGGCACAAGUUCAGCCUGGGGACACCCUACGGACAGCUCCCGAGCAGCCCUGAGGUCGCUGGCUCCAGCCAGCUGGUGCUGCAGCCCGCCCGUUGGCCCUGCGCCGGUGCCCCGCCCGUGGGGCAGGGAGAGGCGCUGCUGGGGACGAGGCCGGCCUGCUGGGGGGCAGGAGCCCACCCACUGGGAUGCUGCGUGAUCCCGGGCUACACAGGAUUCAUUCCCAGGGCCCAGAACCUCUUUGCCAAGACCUACUCCGAGAUCUGCAAGGAGGCCAGGAGUGACUUCGCCAGGCAGCAGCUGAGAGCCGCAGGCAAGGAGCAGGAGCUGCAGAACGCGGGGCGGCUGCCCCAAUGCACCAAGGGCAAAGUAAGUGUCACCAGAGCGACCUGGCAUCUCUCUGCUGCCCCCCCCCAGAGUCUGUCCCUGCCCUUGCCCCUGCCGCCUGCCCCCGGGGGCCAGAGCACGUCAGCGGCCAGGCGGGAACUGCCGCCCGCCCCAGGGCACACACAGCACGUCAGCGGCCAGGCCAGCAGCAUGCUAGGGGGUGUGUGUGCCCACCCUGCCUGCUCCAGUGUCCCCAGAGUCUGCGAAUGCAGGUGUGGGGGGCACUGA